This is a messenger RNA of Asparagus officinalis (garden asparagus), 405 nucleotides long. Its product is annotated as serine carboxypeptidase 24-like. The transcript has 4 exons. Bases 1 to 405 code for a protein of 134 amino acids. The record is from RefSeq and is a predicted model, not a curated record. NCBI's taxonomy places the organism in Eukaryota, Viridiplantae, Streptophyta, Magnoliopsida, Asparagales, Asparagaceae. Gene Ontology annotation, biological process: proteolysis. Gene Ontology annotation, molecular function: serine-type carboxypeptidase activity.
AUGCGUGCUUAUGACAUACACCCGGAGAAUCUCCAUUCCCGAUGGGCAAAUUAUUAUUACUAUUCCAGCAAUACUGACAACCCUGAUACGGUACUACCUAUCCUUAAGGAGCUUACUACUAGUGGCAUAACUUUCUGUCUUUACAGUGGUGAUGUCGAUAGUGUAGUUCCGAUAACAUCUACGAGAUACUCCAUCAAAAUGCUUGGACUGCCAGUUAAGACCUCAUGGCGCCCAUUGUAUGUUAACAAUGAGGUUGGAGGGUACGUCGAGGGAUACGACGGAUUGACGCUAGUAACAGUUAGAGGAGCCGGACAUGAGGUUCCCUGUUACCAGCCUGAAAGAGCAUUACCCAUAAUCUCUUCUUUCCUCCAAGGACAACUUCCAUCUAAACAAGCAAAACAAUAG